This is a messenger RNA of Micropterus salmoides (largemouth bass), 10127 nucleotides long. It is a transcript of the gene slc12a5a, whose product is annotated as solute carrier family 12 member 5a. Bases 550 to 4059 code for a protein of 1169 amino acids. Gene Ontology annotation, molecular function: potassium:chloride symporter activity. The record is from RefSeq and is a predicted model, not a curated record. The transcript is spliced from 26 exons. NCBI's taxonomy places the organism in Eukaryota, Metazoa, Chordata, Actinopteri, Centrarchiformes, Centrarchidae. Gene Ontology annotation, biological process: chloride ion homeostasis; cell volume homeostasis; chemical synaptic transmission. Gene Ontology annotation, cellular component: membrane.
UUAACAAGUGUUCUACACAAAACUUUAACUGCUAUUGUAGCUGAACCACUGAAUCAAUGGCAGCUGGAUGACUGACAGCUGAUCUUUAGCUUAGUCUGUGGUUGCCUAGCAACGCCAACUCAGAUAUGUAAAUACCUCUCCUGCUCUAAAUGCUUGAAGCAUUAAAACUGUAUAAAAUAAAAUAGCUAGUCUAAUGCAUUUUUCAUGUGUUAAGUGUAAUAAAGCGCAUCAUGUGAUUAAUAGAUUGUUUAGGUUUUCCUUAAACCAGCGCGAUAUAACUCACUGACCAUCGGCUCUAGGACCCAGGUGCGCGGCAGCCACCAGACACCGGUUGAUGAGGUGGUCCACUCGGCGUUACACAUAUAACGUUAAUUACCCGACAAAGAGCGGCUGCACGCACAGGACACAGUAGUCGGAGGAGAACUUACUAGACGGUGCAGGUGGACUACAAUACCGAGAGAAGUGAGAGCAUUUUUCGCUGUCUUUGUCCGUCCGCUUCAGCCCGCACCGUGGCAAGAAAACCCGUCGCUUGUCUCACUGGCGACAACCAUGAGCCAGAGGUUCACCGUCUCCAAGAGUGACGGCGCCCGGCGCACCUCAGACAUCCAGGGGGAGGUGAACCAGCUGUUCGAGGGAGACGAGCCCCCAUCCAGCAGCGGCGCGGAAGGGGAGGAUGCUGCUGGUACCGAGGUGGUGGUAGUGCUGAAAGGUGACAGCAACCCCAAGGAGAGCAGCCCCUUCAUCAACAGCAGCGAUGCAGCCGCAGAGAAGAGCCAGCAGUAUGACGGCAAGAACAUGGCCUUGUUUGAGGAGGAGAUGGACACCAGCCCCAUGGUGUCGUCUCUUCUCAGCAGCCUGGCCAACUACUCCAACCUGCCCCAAGGUAGUAAGGAGCACGAGGAGGCCGAGAACAACGAGGCUGAGUCAUCGCGCAAGAAACCCGUCAAGGCCCCCCAGCUCGGCACUUUGAUGGGUGUCUAUCUGCCGUGCAUCCAGAACAUCUUCGGAGUGAUCCUCUUCCUCAGGAUGACCUGGUUGGUUGGAAUUGGAGGAGUCAUUGGGACUUUCAUCAUCGUCUUCAUGUGCUGUUCCACAACCAUGCUGACUGCCAUCUCGAUGAGUGCCAUCGCUACAAAUGGAGUAGUGCCAGCUGGAGGCUCCUAUUACAUGAUAUCCCGUUCGCUGGGCCCUGAGUUUGGCGGAGCAGUGGGGAUCUGUUUCUAUCUGGGAACCACCUUCGCUGGAGCCAUGUACAUCCUGGGGGCCAUUGAACUCCUCCUGAUCUACAUAGCUCCCAAAGCGGCCAUCUUUCCCCUGGAGGGCCUGGAGGGUGCCGAGGCAGAGGCCGCCCUGCUGAACAACAUGCGCGUGUACGGCACCAUCCUGUUGACCUCCAUGGCCACGGUGGUUUUUGUAGGUGUGAAGUACGUCAACAAGCUGGCCCUGGUGUUUCUGGCCUGCGUCAUUCUCUCCAUCCUGGCUGUCUACGCCGGGGUCAUCAAGACCGGCAUCGAUCCUCCCAUAUUCCCUGUGUGCCUACUGGGCAACCGCACUUUGGUGUGGAAGGGCUUUGAUGUGUGUGCCAAGACCGUGGAGUCAGCUAACGGGACAGUCACCACCCAGCUGUGGCGCAUCUUCUGUGAUUCACCUUUCCUCAACGCUACCUGCGACAAGUACUUCACAGCCAACAAUGUGUCUCAGAUUCAGGGCAUCCCAGGGGUCACCAGUGGAAUCCUGGCAGAGAACCUGUUUGGGACCUACUAUGAGAAGGGGGAUCUGAUUGCCAGAAAGAACAUGGAGUCAAACGAAGACCAGGACGACCCUCUGACCAACGCAAACCGCUAUGUGUUGGCUGACAUCACCAGCUUCUUUACUUUGCUGGUUGGCAUCUACUUCCCUUCUGUGACAGGGAUCAUGGCUGGCUCCAACCGCUCCGGAGACCUGCGUGAUGCCCAGAAGUCAAUCCCCAUUGGAACCAUUGCAGCCAUAACCACCACCUCCACUGUCUACAUGACCAGCGUGGUUCUGUUUGGUGCCUGCAUCGAUGGUGUGGUCCUCAGGGACAAGUUUGGAGAAGGAGUCCACGGGAACUUGGUGAUUGGCACAUUGGCUUGGCCGUCGCCAUGGGUGAUCGUGAUUGGCUCCUUCUUCUCCACCUGCGGGGCGGGGCUGCAGAGUCUGACAGGAGCUCCUCGGCUACUGCAGGCCAUCGCCAAGGACAACAUUGUGCCCGCGCUUCGGAUCUUUGGCCAUGGGAAGGCCAACGGGGAACCCACAUGGUCCCUCCUGCUGACAGCUUGCAUCUGCGAGAGCGGCAUCCUCAUUGCUUCCCUGGAUGCAGUGGCUCCCAUCCUCUCCAUGUUUUUCCUGAUGUGCUACAUGUUUGUGAACUUGGCCUGUGCUCUGCAGACAUUGCUCAGAACUCCAAACUGGAGACCCCGCUUCAAGUUCUACCACUGGACUCUGUCCUUCCUGGGGAUGAGCUUGUGUCUCACGCUCAUGUUCCUCUGUUCCUGGUACUAUGCCAUUGUCGCCAUGGUAAUUGCCGGCUCUAUCUACAAGUAUAUCGAGUUUGCAGGUGCGGAGAAAGAGUGGGGUGAUGGGAUACGAGGUCUGUCUCUGAGCGCUGCACGUUACGCUCUCAUGCGGCUAGAGGAAGGUCCCCCACACACCAAGAAUUGGAGGCCCCAGUUGCUGGUGCUGGUUAGUACAGACGGAGAGCAAAAUGUGGAGCAGCCUCGUCUGCUCUCUCUGACCAACCAGCUGAAGGCAGGCAAAGGUCUGACCAUUGUUGGAACAGCUCUAGAGGGGACGUACCUGGAGAACCACGACCGGAGCCAGCGUGCAGAGCAGGCGUUGCGUAAACUGAUGGAGACUGAGAAGGUGAAGGGCUUCUGCCAAGUAACUGUGUCCUCAAACCUGCGUGAUGCCACCUCCCACCUCCUCCAGGCCAGUGGGCUAGGAGGCCUCAAACAUAACGCUGUGCUGGUAUCCUGGCCACGCAACUGGAGGCAGGGAGAUGAGCACCAGACCUGGAGGAACUUCGUUGAGUUGGUCAGAGAAACCACAGCUGCUCACCUGGCUCUGCUUGUCCCGAAGAACAUCGCAGCCUUCCCGUCGAAUGGAGAGCGUUUCACUGAGGGUCACAUUGAUGUGUGGUGGAUCGUCCAUGAUGGAGGCAUGCUCAUGCUGCUGCCCUUCCUCCUCCGCCAGCACAAGGUUUGGAGGAAGUGCAAGAUGCGCAUCUUCACGGUGGCCCAGUUGGACGACAACAGCAUCCAGAUGAAAAAGGAUCUGACCACAUUCCUCUAUCACCUCCGCAUUGACGCCAUGGUGGAAGUUGUAGAAAUGCAUGACAGCGACAUCUCAGCCUACACUUACGAGAAGACCCUGGUAAUGGAACAACGGUCGCAGAUGCUUAAACAGAUCAACCUGACCAAGACCGAGCGUGAGAGAGAGAUCCAGAGUAUCACAGAUUCAUCCCGCGGGUCUAUCCGCCGUAAGAACCCAGCCGCUGUAACCACCCAGCUGAGUGUGACCGAGGACCCGCCAGCAGCCAGCAAGGAGGAGAAGCCCGAGGAAGAGUCAAAGUCGGCCUCUUCCCCUGUGUCCCCCCCUUCCCAGGUCCAGCUCAUCCAUGACAACACCACCCCAGCAAGCCCUGCAACCCCGGCCACCCCACUGACCCCCGCAGAGGGGGCCCAGAGCCCUGGGGAGCAGGUCCAGAUGACCUGGACUGAGAAGUGCGACGGUGAGCCAGCCAAGCCGCCUGGUGCAGCCACACCAGAGGGCAUCAAAGACAUCUUCAACAUGAAGCCCGAGUGGGAGAACCUGAACCAGUUCAAUGUGCGACGUAUGCACACAGCGCUCCGGCUGAAUGAAGUCAUCAUCAAAAAGUCCUCAGAAGCCAAGCUAGUCCUUCUCAACAUGCCCGGGCCACCCAAGAACCGGACAGGUGACGAGAACUACAUGGAGUUCCUCGAGGUCCUCACUGAUGGUCUCAACCGGGUCCUCCUGGUCCGCGGAGGCGGCCGUGAGGUUAUCACUAUCUACUCCUGAAAGAGUAACCCCCUACAACCCCACCCCUCCCUCAACCCUGUUCCUGUAUCACCUGUACUCCCACCCUCUCAUCAACGCUGCUUCAUCAUCAUGUCACCCUUGUCGUUUAUUUCUGUAAGAUAGUCCUCUCACACCAGACCAAUAGCCCAGCUCAGCUUCAGCACCUCUCCCUCAGCUCCACCCCCAGCUGCAACGAUGCUCGGCUACCAAACCCUUCAUUAUAGUCCAAUAAGCUACUAUAACUAUUGUAGGUUCUAGACUAAUUUAGAUGCUACCUAGAUUUGUUCUUCAAGAGACCUUUUUUUUCUUUUCUAGUCUUUUAAUCUGCUGUAGUAACUCGCAUUGAGUUGGAGUCACUUGGUGAGGAGGAGGAGGAGGUGGUGGUGGGUUGUUAGCUGAGGUGUGAGCGCACAUGCAUGUAUGUGUCUCUGCAGUCUAUUUAUUUAUUUUGUUUUUUGUUUUUUCAAAUACAAAUGUGACAUAGCAGCGGCUUCUGCUCGGAAAGAACAAGAGGCAGCUGAAAUGAUCUCAGUGUACAAUUGUCUGUUUAGUUCCCUCGCGGUGAUCGGACACCUCCCACAGCGUUCCAGCCUGUUGUCUUUGAUGUGAUUUAUCUUUCAAGGCAAAAGACACUGCUACCUACGGUCAGGACCCCCAGCUGGAAGGAGGAGAAUAGUGUUGUUAAGUAUGAACUGUGAAAUUCACAUUGAUAUUCGAAGAAGACUGAAAAAAGCACGUGGAUCAAAUCUGCAGUAUUAUCUUUAACCUGAUCACUCCUUAGCAUGCCAUCCUUAUAACUGUUUUUACUUACUGUUACUACCAUCGCUGUCUCUCUACCCAUCCUCAUUCAACUCAUUUCUUAGUGGCUGUUUAUCCCUGUGGCCACUGUCAGUGCCAAAAAAAUUAAAUACAACAAGGCUAGCUUAGUUUGUAGAGAUUGACACGUAAUUAAACUGUGAAUAGUGCGUUUCCUAGCAGAAGGCUGGUGUGACAGCAGAAUGGGGAGACAGUACAACGCCGCCUCACCCCACCCCGAGGAGAUUAUCAUUGCCAGCACCCCUCGACCCUCGUGUGGAUCACUGUAAAUAAUGUACAAGCUCUGACGCGUUGUUCAGUAUGAGUGUAGUAUUUUUGUGACAUACUAAAAAGCUUCUAGUGGAGAGAAAACGAUCCUUCGCUGAGAGGGACAGCUCAAAAAAGCUGUUUUUAAAAAAUGUAUUUAUUUAUUUAUUGGAUGGCAUAGGCUCCUGUCACUAUGGUAAAUAACUGUCAUUGUAACCUCGACAAGCACUGCACCUGCACUGUCCGCCACUGUGCAACACGUAACAAUUUGAUGAAUUCAUUAGGUUCAUCAAAUAAAAAAUACUAAAUGUUAUUUUUUCAUCUAGAGAACAAAUAUGUAUUUAUGUUUAUAGACAGAAGUUACACAUAUUGAUAAAAUAGUUGUAUGUCAUUUUGAUUGUCACUCAAAGAUAUAUUGUUGUUUUGCCUAAGUUAGAUACAUUAAAUGUGCCAUAUAAAAGUAUUUUUCAAAAAGAAAUAGUGAACAAAAAUUCUAUUGCUUAAAUCAGAGUGAACAAAGCGUGCUAUAUAAAAAAGAAUAAUAAAUGAGGUGUCUACAUGAAACUGUAGUUGGAAAGUUACCCUAUAGAUGAUAAGAGAACAGAUGUUCAGACCUCCAUAAAAACUACAAACGCUCAGACAUGACAUGAGCAUAUCAGCCCUUACUGAGGUGAGGUUUUGAACAUCUAUCAGCUGAUUGUUUGUAGGGUCUAGUCUAAAUAUAUAGAGGACAAUGGCUUCUGUAGCUGGGAAACUCAUGUUGUCCACAAGACUGAACUCUAUGCAGUAGACGCUCCAGUGAGACUUUAUAUCCUCUAGAUUGGUUAAGAUUUGAGCCACACGUCCCUGACUGAAUGACUUAUGAGCAAAUCAUAUUUAGGUUCAAAAAGUGCAUCUUGGAAGGAAUGUGCAAUAGUUGAAAUCUGGACUCAUGUGAUCAUGUUAUUUAUUUUUUUACACAUAUAUUUUGUAUAUGUAGAUUUCGUAAGUCUUUAAAAAACAAAAAACAAAUAUCAGAAUCAUCUCACUCUGACCAAGGACAGCUGUCACUUUACUUUGAUUUGGUUUCUUUUCUUGAAGAAACUGUUUUUGGUCAUUUGCACUUGUAGUAGAAAUAUGAAUAUAAAUAAAUACGUAUAUAUAUAUACAGUAUUUACAAUAUAGGGAAGCAAAACAAAUUAGUUUCUAUUACUAUUUAAAACAGUAUUAAGUGUUUUUAGUGUUGCUUGAAUGUCUGAUCAUAUGUUGUGAAUGCUGCUAGUAUCAAUAGAUGUAUUUGUACUGUAAAUAGAAAUGACUAAAGCAACAGCUCAAAUGGAAAAGGGUAUAGACAUACAUAUCAGUAGUGGUGGUUGUCAAACAAGACAAGGCUGUACCUGUGAACAUUUGGCCUGUGAUCUCUGAACAGGGUUCAGCUUUCUUUUUUAUUAAAAAACUAUACUGAAUACCUUGAUGCAAUAUUCCAACUGAGGGAAAAUCCGCCACCCUUUUUUUUUUUUUUUUUAAAGAAAUGCUCUCUUGAUUGUUACCAUAUUUAAUGUCAUGAGUAAAGUGAACCAAUUUUAAGGUAUAGAUAUUAUUAAUUUACAUAGUUAACAAAAUAUGUUUAAAUAUGAACAUUUCUGGAUUAUCUACUAAAUGUCACUGUUUGCAAAUUUUUAAACACACCUACCUUUGACGCCUGUGAUACUUAAGAAGCAGCCACUCCUAGUUUUCAAAGAUUUUAGGGUGCCAAGUCAUGAAGAUUUUCUUUAACAUGAUUGUCACACUUAACUCUGACAAAAGGGGUUGUUUAACGCUCACAUCAGUUUUUGAAGAACAUGGCUAUUUUGGGAUUGUCUCCACAACAUCGCCUGCAUCAACUGAGCCUUUAAAAUUGAUUCAAAAGAGAAGAUAUCUGAUGUUUAUUGGAGAAGUUUAUUGGAAAUUAAUUUAUUUAUUGAAUUAUAAAUGUUUUAUAAUUGCUGUUUGCAUGGUACUAUGUGGCAAUAUUUGUUUUAGUGGUUUCUAUAGUGACGAUUUACAGGUUCAAGGUGCAGAGUUGGGGUAAAGUGUUGUCAAAUGUUCUCACUGAGUUACAGAUUUUCAGAAUAGACCUUGAAAACAAGUCUUUUGCAAAAAAUAAGAAAACGUAUGAGUUCACUAUAUUGUUACUUGUUAUAUUUCAAUCUUGCUCAAGUAGUCUUAUGUAACGUAAUAGGAGGAUUUUGAGUUUGCGAAUGAAUGGGCCUUAGAAAUGGUCUUUUCACCUUUUGUAAAUAUAUAUCACUUAAGUCAGAGACACUGUAACCUACUAGUGUUGUCUUUUGUUGUACACUGUUCUAUCACUGUGGACAAAGUCUUAGAGUUUUGUAAGAUUAUGUGCAAUAUUGUUCUCACAUUGGUCAUUUUUCAUUUUGUUACAAUUGUGUUUUUUCUUUUCUACAAAACAACUGGAGGUGUCACUUAAUUCAUCAGAAUGUUUGUCACCAGGUCUUACAGACAAUACAGAUCUACAGUGUUCAUCCCAAAUGUGGCUGUGACAGCAAAGCACUUUACACUGAGGGGGUACUCUGUGACAGGAUCAGUUUUCUGGAGUGGAGGGUGUGAUUGAAAGAGAGCCACCUGCUCUGUAUACUCUAUCCCACAGUGAUCUCUAGUGGCACAUCAGUGUAUUACAGCCAGCUGUGUGUGUGGGGGGGGGGGUCUGACAGCUCAGACCAGAAAAUAUGAUUAACUCCCAUCAGCUUGCAGCAGUUUCAAACUGCAAUACUCCAGAGACCAACCUGCUGAUUUUGUUGAUUUUGAUAUUGUCAUUUGAGCAUUUUUCUUGGACAUUUUAGCAUGCAUCACAUUCUUUCCUUUCUCUUGGCAAACUUCUUGAAAAGAAUAAUAUUAACUGUUAAAUUUAUAAUGCUUGUCACUCAAUCUGUGAGGUGAGCCUUCCCUGAAUCCCUCCUCCACCCCCAAAGCCCUGGCCUCCCCCAUCCCAGCUACUAAAUCCACCCCAGCUCUGUAUUUUAAAUGUGAUUGCAGUAUAAUUCUCAAAAAUGAUCAAAUAUAAAACUCGCGCUUCCAAAUCUGGCACCGGCUCUGCUUGGACCACACAAGGUAGUCGACUCAGAAACCAGCACGUCCCUUCUCCCCCAAACUGAUCCAUGAUUUAGAUCAGAUCCUUCGCCUGCACAACUGUAGCAUGAGACAAACUUGCUGGUGAUCAUUACUCAGUCUCCAUCCUUAAAUGGAUAUUAAGGGCUCUGAAACACAUCUGUUACCGGGUUAAGGAGGCUGUCCUGUUAAGACACCAACAGAGAAAAUACAAAACACAUCCCAGAUUAUUGCAGAGGGAGCACACAGUCUGUAGCUGAGAUAAAAUAGUACCUUUCAGUGUAUUUUGGAUGGUAAGACAGCUGCACUUACACUUCAGUCGAUCUCUCUGGGAGUCAGAUGAGAAGAACUCAAGUGGCUAUCCAUGCAGUGCAAGCAGAGCCCCGUUCCAGUUAUGUUGUGUAACUAAGUGCAUGCAUGCAAUUACCCUGAACAAGGUGUAUUGAAAAUAUAUUGGGUGUUUGUGGCAUAAAAGUACUUUGUUUAAAUCAGUUAUAAACUUUUCUUUCUAGUCGUAUGAUUUCUCUUUCCUUAGGACUGGCCAAUCAUUGUAUCCAAGGUGAAUAUUAUUAUAGUACAAGAUUCUAUUUUUUAUGGUGGAUUUGUUGACAACAAAUCAAAUAUGAGAUAAAAUGAGUACCAAAGUAUAUUUCAAUUAACUACAUAUUUGGUAGUGUGCAAAUGUUUGCUCCAGUGAAUUAGACGCAGAAAGUUUACAAAACAAUGUGUAGCAAUUAUUUAAGUUAACUGAUCAAAUAUUUAUAUUGUUUCAACAGGGUAAAACUAAAUACAAUGGGAGUGCCAAAGUACAUGGUGGAAGCUGCAUGAAAAGGUCUCUGCCUGUCCAAAACUGUAACGUUAGAUGUAUUAUUUUUCAAUCAAUAGCUGUGGUUCUAUUCAGUCAGUGUAUUAAGUAAAGAGAUUACCAAUGACCAAAACAGGUAUUUUAUUGUUGAAAUUCAGACAACCAAAACAAUCUACAUUUUUGGUGAAAUUUCUGGCCAAAAGUUAGCACAAAGACUGGCGGGGGGGGGGGGGGGGGUAGCCUGGCUCUGCCUCUUAAGACACAUAUUUAUUUGGGUUAAUCCGUAAAAACACUGAAGUGUAAAAAUAACAAAGGGCCAUGCCAAGCAACAAGCGGAGACUCCAGGAAGUUCCUCCUUUUACCUUUGGACAGAGCCAGGCCUGCAGUUUUGACCUGUCCAGUCAUUGUGCUAAGCAUUAGCUUCAUAUUCAUAAAUGACUGGAAUGAUCUUCUUACAUACCUCAUGGAAAUAAGCUAUUUUCCAAAAUGUCUUAUCCUUUCAACACUUUAUGGCCCUUGAAAAAACAGUAUUUUAUUUAACCAGUACCUCCCCUCUAGAGGAAUGUCCACGUUUGUUUUUAAUUCACUGGAGUUGUGGGGAAAAUUUUUGUAUGGAUGCUUGAAAACUUUAAUGGAUGUAUCGUAUAUAUAUAUAUAUAUAUAUAUACACACACACAAAGACACACCUGUAUCAAAUUUUAGUAAUAUGAAAUUGUGUUCCCCCCCCCCCUAUUCAGAACUGUUCAUUACUCUUCCUUGAUACUGUACCUAGUCUUAUGGUAAAGCCGUAGUGUGUUCCUUUCAGUUCUGUGGGAGUGUGUGUGUGUACAUGUGCACUUGUAACUGCUGGGGGCGGGGUGGGAGGGGGCUACGUGUAAAUAAAUCAAAUACAGUUAGUGUGGAGGUGUUUCUUUUGUGUCAGUGUAAGUUAAAUAUUCUAAAGUAAAAAAAAACAAACAUGUAUUCUCUAUUGUGUUUCAUGGUACAUUAAAAAGAGGAAAAAGUAGUUUUAUCUUACAUUUCAAAUGCUUAUAUCUAUAGCUUCUGGCGAUACCCGUUCCAUUUUAUAGAUUUGUCAGCACAAAAUGCAAUAAACCAAUACCAUUUUAUUACA